AGGGGGGGUGGAGGAAGCAGGAGAAGCAGGAGAAAACAACUUCCCGGUUUCUUUUAGCAGCUUAAGAAAUUCUCUGGGGGUCUGGGGGAGCUUUCAAGUUGCUUUAUUUUGGUUAGUCCCCGAGACCUGUGACUGGUGCGGCAGAGCCACGAGGAGGAUAAACAGCGAUUUAUCUUGCCCUUAUGGGUCAGGGACCGGCUGUUUAGAAGGAAGCCAGCCUUUCAACUGGCCCAGGCCAUUCCCACAGCAACUCAGAUGGUAGGUCGGGAGGCUGUGUCCUUCCCUCCUCACCAGAAACUCAGUCAAGUGGGCAACAGCCUGAAGAUGGCUAAUUACACGUCAGCACCAGAGGAUGAGUAUGAUGUCCUCAUCGAAGACAAUCUGACUAACAACGAAAUAGAACCAUGCACCUCAUAUGACCCCAAGAUUCUCUUGGUCCAGCUGGUGCCUCACCUCUACACCACGUUGUUCAUCGUUGGCCUUCUGGACAAUAUCUUGGCUGUGCUUAUCCUGGUAAAAUAUAAAGGACUGAAGUAUGUCGAAAAUAUCUAUUUCCUCAACUUGGCAAUUGCUAACUUGUGUUUCGUGCUCACCUUGCCAUUCUGGGCUUACACAGCCUCACAUGGUGGGGUUCUUGGAAACCCCCUGUGUAAAAUUCUCGUGGUAUUCUAUUCCACAGGCCUGUACAGUGAGGCAUUUUUCAAUGCCCUUCUGACUGUGCAAACCUACUGUAAGUUUUUCGAUGUGAGGUUUUUCUCUGCCUCCAGGACAGUGGCUGGCAGCACCAUCACAAUGGCUUGGGUCGUAGCCAUUUUGGUCACUUUGCCUGAACUUGUGUUUUACAAACCUCAGCUGGAAAGCCAGAAAUACAAGUGCUUCCUUAGCAGACCUCACUUCCUUCCAGCUGAUGAGACAUUCUGGAAGAAUUUUCUAACCUUAAAGAUGAAUAUUUUGGGAUUUCUCUUGCCACUGUUUGUUUUUGUAGUUUGCUACAUGCGAAUGAGGAAAACACCAAGGUUCAGGGAAGCAAGGCAUGACAUUUUCAAGCUUGUUUUCACCAUAAUGGUUGUUUUCCUUCUGAUGUGGGGCCCCUACAAUAUUGCGCUUUUCCUGUCUGCUUUCAACAAACACUUCUCCCUGCAUGACUGUGACAGCAGCUAUAACCUGGACAAAAGCGUUCAGAUUACGAAAAUCAUCGCCACCAUCCACUGCUGUGUCAACCCUCUCCUCUACGUGUUUCUCGACGAUGCCUUUAGGAAACACCUCCGCCGCCACCUUUGCUGUCUGUGUGAUGACACUGCACCUCAACCCACUGAGGAAUAUGCCCAAGACACAUCAAGGGGAGAACAUCACCUUUCCACUAACAUGUAAACUAGCUCCUGUCCUUUGGGUGAGAUAA
Messenger RNA from Vicugna pacos (alpaca), 1399 nucleotides. It is a transcript of the gene CCRL2, whose product is annotated as C-C motif chemokine receptor like 2. Gene Ontology annotation, cellular component: cytoplasm; membrane; external side of plasma membrane. NCBI's taxonomy places the organism in Eukaryota, Metazoa, Chordata, Mammalia, Artiodactyla, Camelidae. Gene Ontology annotation, molecular function: C-C chemokine receptor activity; C-C chemokine binding. Gene Ontology annotation, biological process: calcium-mediated signaling; cell chemotaxis; G protein-coupled receptor signaling pathway. The record is from RefSeq and is a predicted model, not a curated record.